AUGGUCAUGCGUGUGGGGGGUGGACAGUUUGAAAUUGCAAGCCAUUCUGAUGGAUCGCUAACACAUGCUUCUGAUGCCAUGGAUGGGAUCCGAGUCAAAGCCAUAAUGCCCAUAGGUCCACAAAUGGCUCCGUGGACACGCUGUUUGAUUUGGUUGAAGGAUCAUGCGGAGCCGAACAACUCGCAAGCUUGA
This is a messenger RNA of Opisthorchis viverrini, 192 nucleotides long. RefSeq lists its product as hypothetical. The transcript has a single exon. The record is from RefSeq and is a predicted model, not a curated record. The coding region runs from base 1 to 192 and encodes 63 amino acids. Lineage: Eukaryota; Metazoa; Platyhelminthes; Trematoda; Opisthorchiida; Opisthorchiidae.